Molecule: messenger RNA, 1005 nt
Organism: Ustilago hordei
Lineage: Eukaryota; Fungi; Basidiomycota; Ustilaginomycetes; Ustilaginales; Ustilaginaceae
Exons: 1
Coding region: 1-1005 (334 amino acids)
Biological process (GO): spliceosomal snRNP assembly
Cellular component (GO): SMN complex; nucleus
Source: RefSeq, a predicted model, not a curated record
AUGUCUUCCAGCACAACCGGCCCUCCGCACAAGAAGCGACGUUAUGUCGACUCGAAUCCCGUCAACGGCGCCCUCGGAAACGACGACUCAUUCGGCACUCGAUCUCUACCCGUAGCCACUCUUCCAGACGACUUCAGUGGAGAUCCCCUGGACGGCGAACAGUACCUUGCUGUUGUCCGACGUGAAGCUUUGACUGCACCAGGCAUUUUUUUCGCUGAGCACAACCCCUAUGGCUCACCCACAGCUGAAGAAGCUUCGAUCGAGACACCUCUGUCAUCGACCACUUGGGUAACAGGCAGCAAAGAAGAAGAAGCUCUACUAAUGCCCACUCUAGAAUGGCGUUCAGCAUUCGAACUGCAAUUCAAGAAUGCGCGCGAAGCACUCAGCAAUCCACCCACAUCCCCUGUUAAGCUUACCAAAGAUGAUCUCCCCAAAGUCGGCAACUUCUCUGCCUGGUAUGCAUGGAUGCAUGGCCGUCCACCGCCGCCCCUUUCGCCGGAGGAAGCAGAGAAGCAAUCUCGGAAAGGACACACGUGGAAACUACGCGAGCCGUCAGCAGCACUCUUACUGCGACUUAGCACAGAACAGAUACUGGGUUUGCUCGAGGCUUUUCCGUGCUGGCUUGCGCAUCGAGUUGCUAUCCCCGACUCGCAGCAAAGCAAAACAGGAGGGGAGAAAGGAGGAAGAGAGGUAGUGCAGCCUCUGCAUGCACGAUGGAUGUUCGCUCUGCUCUUGCGGCUAGAUGGCAGGUUGGUUAGUGAAGAGAUCAGCACACUGCGCACCUUGGCAAGAGCAUGUGUAGCAGCCAUCACACUUGCGAGGAUCAGAAGAAAAGCAGUUCGGUCACGAAACAAAGCGGAUCAAACCGAACAGCAGCAAGAAGAGCAGCAGAGCAUGAGAAGGAAUGAAGCAGGAGCAUGGAUGAUCGUCACCAUAAUUGCAUCGGUUUGGGGUCAGUCGGAUCUAUGGGAUGAUGCUGCUGUUGAUAUGAAACGUGUCACCUAG